AUGUAAGCCAUGGGAUUAUUUGAUUUUCUGGAUGGAAUUCCAGAUGAUUAUGUUCCAAAACAAAGAAUGACAGCAGAAGAAACAGAAGAAGCCUUCAUUUAUCUCAAAAAUCAUCCUCUCUUUAUAGAUCAUAUCCCAGAAGACAUUGAAAACUAUCCUGAAUUAUUAGCAUUGUAAAAUCUCUAAUAUGAUGAUACACCUGUUAACAUUGCUACAUCAUUACUCAAAAAUGCAAAUGAAAUUAUGAAAAAAGAUGGAGAUAAGAAAUAUUUCUAAAAGAAAGCUUAUGAAGUUUAUACUGAUGCAAUUGAAUAAGAUUGUGGAGAUAAAGAACUUAUGGCUAAAUUAUUUAGUAAUAGAGCUUUAAUUUCUUAUAAAUAAAGUAUUCUAUCAAAUUAUAUCAUUAGAAAACUAUAAAUGUGCAAUCUAAGAUUGUAAAUGGGCAAUAGAAAAUGAUCCUAAAUUUAUAAAACCUUAUUUUAGAUGUGCAUAAUGUCUGUAUCAAAUACUCCAUUUCAGUGAGGCUCUAAAAUUUUGCAAUCUUGCACUAGAAAUAUCUAAAGAAAAAGAAAUUGAAGAACUUAAAAAAUUAAUUCUUUAAUAAAUUGAAAAGCAAGAAAAAAAAAAUGAAGAAGAAAAGAAAUUAUAAUAAUUAUAUGCUAUUUGUAAUUAGAAAGGUAUAAGAAUGGGUCCCUCUAAAAUAACUUUGCCUCCAGAAUAUCAAGUAUAUGAAUUUUAAACAACUUUUAGCCAUAAAAAAUAUCAUUAGAAUAAGUUAGUCCUCCUAUUUUAACUGUUCCUAUGUUAGUCACUUACCCUGAAUUUAAAUAAAGAGACUUCAUUUAAUAUUGCUCAGAAUAAACAAAACUAUAUUAAAUCUUGGCCCCAUUAUUUCAAACUCCUUUGCCAUGGGAUCAAGAUCAAAAAUACAACUUGAAUAAUAUUGAAUGCUAUAUUGAAUUAGAUGAUGGAAAUUAUGCCAAAUUGAACAUUAAGGCCAAAAUGCUCUCCAUCAUGUAAGGUUACAAAGUAACUGUGAGAGAAUUUAUAGAAAUACUUUUAGUCUGUCCAGGUACAAAUUAUUACUAGAAAUAAUUCAGAUCAGAAUAUCAUAUAUUAAAUGAUUAAUGA
Messenger RNA from Paramecium pentaurelia, 1131 nucleotides. Lineage: Eukaryota; Ciliophora; Oligohymenophorea; Peniculida; Parameciidae. The record is from the annotation of a GenBank genome assembly.